Molecule: messenger RNA, 1761 nt
Organism: Cercopithifilaria johnstoni
Lineage: Eukaryota; Metazoa; Nematoda; Chromadorea; Rhabditida; Onchocercidae
Source: the annotation of a GenBank genome assembly
AUGGGGGGAUGUCUCUGCAAAAGGAAGCGAUUAUCUUCAGAACGUAAUCGAGAUCGAAGGCAACAUUCCGGCAUUAACAAUAGUAGGGAAGAUCCAUGUAAUAAUGCUGUCCAACAAGUUCGAAGACGUUUGACAUCACGGACGCAAGUUGUAACACUUGCAACUCGAAUGCCAUCUUUUCAGGGUGACGUUAACGCUCGAGCCAUCGAAGACAUUGAGGCUGAUGUAAAGGAUCUGAUAUGCCAAACUCUAAAAAUGAUACGAUAUGUGGUAAGCAAUGAUCAAGAGCCACCCACACAACUGCUGAAACUAAAUCUGAUUGCCGAUAAAGAAGGUGGUUGGAUAAUGGUCGUCAUGUGUUUAAUUGAUGUUGUUCCUGUUGAAGAACCACUUGGCCCUGCUGUUAUCAUUCUUUUCCUGGAUGAAAGUCCAUUGCCUACAAAGGAAACAGUAAUGCGUUUACUCACACACCAUAUGCACUUAGAGUUGUCACAUUUAUCUUCCUGGCAUCGCAAUACAUGUAUUGUACUUGGAUCUCUUGCUGAAAAGUUAGCUGGACCAAGCUGCAUACAGAUUUGCACAAACACUACUCUUAAUUACCUUCUCAAUAAUCUCGAACCUACGGGUGAUCCGCAAGUUAUUUUGUCUUCAUUGAUUGCUUUGGAAAAAUUUGCCCAAACAAGCGAAAACAGGUUAACAAUAUGUCGACGACUGGAGCAAAUGGAACGGAAUCCAUUGUCGGUCUUAGAGUCAUGGUUAAGUGAUCCGAGGAUUGAAAAUGACUGGUUAAAGCAACAAGUUGCAUUUUGUGCUCAGUGGGCGUUGGACAAUGUCUUUGUGAUCGAGAACCGUAUUCCCUCAUAUAUGACUAUAAAUGUUGAUGACAUCAAUGCUAUGUUAAAUCAUGAAGAUGUCAGCGAGUAUUUGAAAAUUGGUCCUAACGGCUUAGAGGCGCGAUGUGAUGUUUCAUCUUUUGAAUCAGUUCGGUGUACUUUUGAAGCUACGCAUGGAAUUUGGUUUUACGAAGUUCUGAUUCUAACUCCCGGUGUUAUGCAAAUUGGCUUUGCUACGAAGCAGAGUCGUUUUUCAAAUCAUGAAGGUUACGGAAUCGGUGACGAUGAUUGUUCAAUAGCGUACGAUGGUUGUCGACAACUGAUUUGGCAUAACGCAGACUUCAUGAAAAUCGAACAUAAUCACUGGAAAGCUGGUGAUAUUCUCGGUUGCUUACUGAAUCUAGAGGACGGCUACGUACAGUUUUAUCUUAAUGGUUUAUCGCUUCGACAGCCGCAUCGCGCAUUCCUCAAUAGGCGGAAUAAAAAUUCAGGAUUUUUUGCAGCUGCAUCCUUUAUGAGCUUUCAGCAGUGUCGUUUCAAUUUUGGUUUAAAACCGUUCAAAUUUCCUCCUGCGGAAAUAUCAUUUAAAACUUUCAACGAUUACGGCACACUCUUCCCUGAACAAAAAACCAUCCUCCCACGGCAGCGAAGAAUUGAACUCCUUACACAAAUAUCUAUAGAAGAUGAUGCAUGCACUUUAUGUUAUGCAAAUUCAACUGAUACUGUUCUAAAGCCAUGCGGACAUGGCGGAAUUUGUUAUUCUUGCUCCGAGCAGAUUGAACUUUGCCCGCUGUGCCGCAAAAAAAUCGUAGAACGUGUAAAGGCUUCUAAACGAAUCUCAGUGCUAAUGCAGCAUAGUGGAACAAUGCUAGAUAAUACUACUGCCGACAAUACAUCCUUGUAUGAUAUAUGUUCACAUUCCUUGUAA